UGGGCUCUGAAAACACGCGGGGUGCUCUCGCCUCCCCCUCUUCAGACGGGCCCCCGCUUCCCAGGUCCCGGCAGGUGGGCGAGGCUGGGGGGCGGCCUGGCUCCCGUCAGGGUGCGCCGCCGACCCCAGAGCUCCGCCGCGGCCCCGCGCCCCCGCCUCCUCCGAAGAAACCGAGCUGAAGUGCUAAGUUGGAAGAAAGUCUUUGAAACUCACGCCGCAGCCUAGCAGAGUCCUCGUGGCCCAGGAGUCCCGGCUGUUUCCUUUUCAUCCCCUUCCUUGCAAAUUGGGUUCCCCAGCGCAGGCCGCGGGUCCCCAAGGACAGGAGCGGGAGGCUUGUUUGGCUCCAACUUCUUACCCUGUAACUCCCUAGCGCGGCUCCCAGGCCUGGGUGGAGUUACCAAAAAGCUCGGAGAAGCGACAGGUCCUCUAGGGCCCUGAUCCACGCCACUUCCUGACCCCCGAGAGCGGUGCCUCCGGUUCGGGGCAACUGGGGAAGCCAAGCUUCGACCCUCCAGCCCGGGUCAGCGCUAGCGACGCCGCCGAGGCCUAGUUCUCCGGCGCGGAUAGGGUGCUGGGGCCGCGGGCUCAGCCGGUAGGGUAGGCAGGGAGCGCCCGGGACCUGCUGCCCUCAAACCUCCCAAAUCUGCCAGACCCUUUGGGGCACAGUCCCCGCCCCGACCCCACUGUCCACACCAGGACCCGGUAGAAAGAAGGACCGCUUGAGUUGGUGAAGAAAGGCCUGCGGCUCCGACGAGGCACCCCUAACCUGGGGUCGAGUCUUAGACCCGCCGAGGCUACAGUGGCCCCUUCUGCGUCUUCUGGCCGGCUGUGGGGGACCUGGGCCGAGCCCCAAGACCCAACAGAGCUUGAAAGACUGCGCGGUGGUAGCCCCGCAUUGCGCCUGGCCCCCUGGAUCCGUCGGGGCGCCUUCACCCGGCUGUUAGCAUGAUGUCUUACCUCAAACAACCCCCAUAUGGCAUGAACGGGCUGGGCCUGGCCGGGCCCGCCAUGGACCUCCUGCACCCCUCAGUGGGCUAUCCGGCCACUCCACGGAAGCAGCGGCGGGAGCGCACUACUUUCACGCGCUCGCAGCUGGACGUGCUCGAGGCGCUCUUCGCCAAGACUCGCUACCCUGACAUUUUCAUGCGCGAGGAGGUGGCGCUCAAGAUCAACCUGCCGGAGUCUAGAGUCCAGGUCUGGUUCAAGAACCGUCGUGCCAAAUGCCGCCAGCAGCAGCAGAGCGGGAGCGGGACAAAGAACCGCCCGGCCAAGAAGAAGUCGUCCCCGGUGCGGGAGAGCUCGGGCUCCGAAAGCAGCGGCCAGUUCACGCCGCCCGCCGUGUCCAGCUCCGCCUCGUCCUCGAGCUCGGCUUCCAGCGCUUCCGCCAACCCGACGGCCGCGGCGGCCGCAGGCCUGGGCGGGAACCCGGCGGUGGCAGCGCCGUCGUCCUUGAGUACGCCUGCCGCCUCGUCCAUCUGGAGUCCGGCCUCCAUCUCUCCGGGCUCCGCACCUGCGUCGGUGUCGGUGCCCGAGCCCUUGGCCGCACCUAGCAACGCGUCGUGUAUGCAGCGCUCGGUAGCGGCCGGCGCGGCCUCGGCUGCAGCCUCCUAUCCCAUGUCCUACGGCCAGGGCGGCAGCUAUGGCCAGGGCUACCCCGCGCCCUCCUCCUCCUACUUCGGCGGUGUGGACUGCAGCUCCUAUCUGGCGCCCAUGCACUCGCACCACCACCCGCACCAGCUCAGCCCCAUGGCACCAUCCUCCAUGGCAGGCCACCAUCACCACCACCCCCACGCACACCACCCCUUGAGCCAGUCCUCCGGCCACCACCACCACCACCAUCACCACCACCACCAGGGCUAUGGCAGCUCAGGGCUCGCCUUCAACUCUGCCGACUGCUUGGAUUACAAGGAGCCUGGCGCCACCGCAGCUUCCUCUGCUUGGAAACUCAACUUCAACUCGCCCGACUGUCUGGACUAUAAAGACCAAGCCUCCUGGCGGUUCCAGGUAUUGUGAGCCCAGGAGCGGGAGAGGAGGAAGAGAAACGAAAUACCUACGCUCCCUGCGGUCCCCGUCCUGUUGCUGCUGCUGCACCACCCGCCUUUGCCUCGGCUUCUCCAGAUCUGAUUUUCAUGCCCCUAAACGAUGCCCAUGGCCUGCACUGCCACCCUCACCUUCGCGCCACUUGCUAGGGUAGGAGGUGCAAAUCCACCCACCCCUUUGACGAAGGGACCGGUGCUUUGGCUUGGCCCACAAGUUCUAUACGGGAGCGAGCGCUGUGUGCUCUCCCCUUUAACCCGACCGAACUCCUAAUUCACCCUCUCCCAGUCUUUCUGGACAAUUAGUAUGCACUUGCAGCCUUCGGAGGCUCUCGGCUCUGACCGGCUGUUUGAGCCCUACACUUUUAUUUAUUCUUCCUGGACACUGGAGUCACUAACUGGCAUGUGUUUGCCCAUUUGAGUGCACCCACACUCUACUCCAAACACCCACCGCGUAUUCUUCCCGUGCAGGCUGCCGUCCCUUCAUCUGCCCUGGGCCCCCGCUCCCCGCCUGCAGGCCCGAGCUCUCGGCUCUUCCUCCUCCCAGGACGCAGGAUGCGCUGGGGCCGGCCGGGAGGAGGCGCCCCCCGCUUCUCACGCUCAGCCCCGCCCCGCCCCGCGUAGACCAGGCUCACGCUUCCGCCUCAGCGGGAAUGCUGUACAUAGUCGGUCCGUUCCAAGGACCACUCACACUUUCUAGUGGCUGUUGGUUGAACUGAAGCAUAUCUCGUUUUAGCGCCCAGGAAAUAGAACUUUAAGAUAUAUACAACAUAUAUAUAUAUAUAUACAUAUACACAUCUAUAUAUAAAACAAAAGCAAAAAUAUUUCCCUCUGUCCUCCUGCUUCUCUUCCUCAAACGAUGGCGCUUUUACUUUUUCAGUUGUUCAAAGCUGCCCUGCCCUCACACCUUUUCCCUGUUUGUAUUUAUUAAAGAGAACCGUUUGGGCACUGGGGAUCGGAGGGCCCGGAGUGUGGAGGAAGCGGAAAAGUCAGGUUAGAGGGGAGGGGGCUGGGCUGGGGCGCAGGGCUGUGUCCUUCAGGGCUAAGCACAGGGUCGCAGUUCUGGUUGAGAGACCAAAAAAGGAAAAAAAAAAAAAAAGGAAAGAAAAACAUAUUAUGGAAAAACAAACAAACCCAGGUCCCAAACCCCAGUUCCCAUUCCCGCCAGCUUCUCUCUCUCAGCCUCCCCUGUUUUGUCUAGUGAGUUCUUAGUGCACCUCGCGCUUCCAAAUAUGCGGCCCGCCCGCGCCUGUGUAUCAAUUUUGGCUUUGGCCGUUUCGUCCAGUAGGUGGGAAAGUAAUUUGUAAAUUUAAUUUGUCCGAUGUAAAGAUCACAAAUUACUUGUUGAAAUGUGAGGCAGCCCCCCCCCCACCCCGUUUAUCUACAUAACUUCCCGAAAAUAAAUGCAAAUUCAUGAA
Myotis daubentonii (Daubenton's bat) is the source of this 3454-nucleotide messenger RNA. It is a transcript of the gene OTX1, whose product is annotated as orthodenticle homeobox 1. Gene Ontology annotation, biological process: multicellular organism development; regulation of transcription by RNA polymerase II. The record is from RefSeq and is a predicted model, not a curated record. Gene Ontology annotation, molecular function: DNA-binding transcription factor activity, RNA polymerase II-specific; RNA polymerase II cis-regulatory region sequence-specific DNA binding. Gene Ontology annotation, cellular component: nucleus. Lineage: Eukaryota; Metazoa; Chordata; Mammalia; Chiroptera; Vespertilionidae.